Neurospora tetraspora is the source of this 1150-nucleotide messenger RNA. RefSeq names its product Alpha/Beta hydrolase protein. Gene Ontology annotation, molecular function: hydrolase activity. The record is from RefSeq and is a predicted model, not a curated record. Lineage: Eukaryota; Fungi; Ascomycota; Sordariomycetes; Sordariales; Sordariaceae. Gene Ontology annotation, cellular component: extracellular region. Bases 145 to 1023 code for a protein of 292 amino acids. The transcript has 2 exons.
GGAUUGGCCUCUGAGAGGUCCUUGGGAUGAUGAUUGAGGUAUAAAUGGUCUGGCGCCAUGCCAGUCUGGAUCGAGAAUCUGGGGAAAGCAAACAGUUAGCCAUCAUCUAUCAACACCUCGACUACUUCCUUCACCUUUUUCACCAUGCUGGCCAAAACACUAUUCGGGCUCGCCCUCACCGCGGCCACAGGCCUCUGUGCCUCGUUGCAGCAGGUGACGAACUGGGGCAGCAACCCCACCAAAAUCAAGAUGUACACCUACGUCCCUGACAAGCUGGCCACAAAGCCCGCCAUCAUCGUAGCUCUCCACGGCUGUGGCGGCACUGCCCCUGACUGGUACUCCAGGACACGCCUCCCCUCCUACGCCGACCAACUCGGCUUCAUCCUCAUCUACCCCGGCACACCCAACAUGUCCAAUUGCUGGGGGGUUAACGACCCUGCCUCUCUCACGCACGGAGCCGGUGGCGACUCGGUCGGCAUCAUUGCCAUGGUGAACUACACCCUGGCCAAAUACAAGGGCGACGCUUCGCGCGUCUAUGUCAUGGGCAGCUCCUCCGGUGCCAUGAUGACCAACGUCCUCGCUGGCACUUACCCGGAGGUCUUCGAGGCCGGAGCUGCGUACUCGGGCGUUGCCCACGCUUGUUUCGCCGGCGCUGCGUCGGCUACUCCUGCCUCAGCCAACCAGACCUGCGCCAGGGGACUGCAGCACACUCCGCAGGAAUGGGGCAACUUUGUGAGGAAUUCUUACCCAGGGUAUACGGGACGCAGACCAAGGAUGCAAAUUAUCCAUGGUGCUGCCGAUACGCUGGUGUAUCCGAGGUGUGCGAUGGAGGCCCUGAAGCAGUGGUCGAAUGUGCUGGGGAUCGAGUUUUCGAGGAAUGUCAGCGGAGUGCCGAGCCAGGCGUAUACGCAGAUGGUGUAUGGGGAUGGCAGCAAAUUGGUUGGGUAUAUGGGCGCAGGCGUGGGGCAUACGGCUCCGGUGAAUGAGCCGGUGAUGUUGAAGUUCUUUGGGUUGAUGAACUAGUUUGGUAAAGGAAGGCGGAGGGGAGAGAGUGGUUACGCACCCGAGUUGGACUGGAAUCUGGAGAUGAUGAUGACGUUGGGGAGGGAGUCGGAUAAUUUUUGCGAUUAGUUAUGGCCUGCGGCUCUGG